Molecule: messenger RNA, 1220 nt
Organism: Sodiomyces alkalinus F11
Lineage: Eukaryota; Fungi; Ascomycota; Sordariomycetes; Glomerellales; Plectosphaerellaceae
Product: LmbE-like protein
Exons: 3
Coding region: 115-1020 (301 amino acids)
Biological process (GO): GPI anchor biosynthetic process
Cellular component (GO): endoplasmic reticulum
Molecular function (GO): N-acetylglucosaminylphosphatidylinositol deacetylase activity
Source: RefSeq, a predicted model, not a curated record
ACGUCGACUUUCCAGCCGCUUGAGUUCCUUCUCUGACUUCGCUCUCUCGUCUGCCGAGAUCGCGGGCCCGGUAACAGCUACAUCACCCGCGAGGGGCAGGGUACGGCGCCCACCAUGGCCUGGUUCUGGCUCCUCCCCAUAGCGGGCGCUCUCGUCGCCGCCCUCCUGCCCCUCCUCUACACCUACAUUGCUACGACGUAUCAAGAUACCCUACCGCGCAUUCACAACAAGCGCAUCUGUCUCUUGAUUGCGCAUCCAGACGACGAGGCCAUGUUCUUCGCCCCGACGGUUCUUGCUCUGACCCGUCCCGAGACCGGGAACCACGUGAAGAUCCUGUGUCUGAGUUCAGGCAAUGCCGACGGCCUCGGUGAAACGCGCAAGAAGGAACUUGUCAAGAGCGGCAUGAUCCUCGGCCUCCGCGAGGAAAACGAUGUCUUUGUCCUUGAUAGCCCCGACUUCCCAGACUCCAUGACCGCGACGUGGGACGCCCAGAAAAUCUCCACCCUACUCUUCAGCGCCUUCGCCCCGCACCUCGCCCGCCCCACCCCCCCGGGCUCCCCCAGCGCCUCCCGCCCGACAGCCAACAUCGACGUCCUCAUCACCUUCGACGCCGCCGGCGUCUCGUCCCACCCGAACCACGUCUCCCUCCACGCCGGCGCCCGCGCCUUCAUCCGGACCCUCUGCGGGACCGAGGGCCGCCCGUCCCCCGUGGCCCUGUACACCCUUUCCACCGUGUCCUUCCUGCGCAAAUACACCGCCAUCCUCGACAUCUUCCCCACCCUCGCCGCCUGGGCAUUCGCUGGCAUGAGCCACGGCCUGUCGCCCGACAAGUCCGGCCCGCCCCGCAGCUUGCUCUUCCUCAACCCCCUCUCCGGCAGCGAGGGCCUCCCCACGGCCUGGCGCGCCAUGAUCACCGCCCACAAGAGCCAGAUGGUCUGGUUUCGCUGGGGCUGGAUCACGCUGAGUCGCUAUAUGGUGAUGAACGACCUCUGGCUUGAGCAGGUCGAGGUUGAGCCGUGACCAAGUGUAACAUGUACAAACAAAACGUACGUCUCUCGCAUAUUAGAGGCAUCUCGGGGGAUGGACGAGGAGAGGGGAGGGGAGGGGCACAACUAAGAUACAUUGUAUAUGCGGAAAUGAUAUCGUACUCAGACCUCCCAUUCCCGUUUUGUAGCGUCGCAGCAUGCUCUUAUCAGACCGUGGGUCGGAAAAACUCUCCA